AUGGCGGGCUUGUGGCUGUGUCCUGCCGUGCUGGUGUGUUCGUGUUUUGCUCUUGGCCUCCUGUCGGUGAUGUUUUUGCUCACGAUCAAUCACCCACCGCCGAGUGUAUCGGGUAUCCUCUUUGCUCCAGACACGGUUGGGCACAUCGCUCUUCCUUUGGCAGGUGCCUGGGUCGGCUAUGGUGGCGCGUACGAGUCCCCUGACUACACUGUCCGCAACGGCAUUUGCUCCGUUGAAGGACUGAUCUAUGGAGGCGAGUGGGGCCACUUGGCAACGCUUCCAGAAGACUGUCGUCCUGCUGAUGGAGCAUUGAUCUUCACCGUGAACAACCACGCGAAGCCUGCGCGAGUCAAUGUUGAGUCGAACGGGGAGAUCAGGUGGAUAGCCGGAGGCAACAAUCAUCACUUUAUCAGCCUAAGCGGGAUCGUCUUCUCGCCAACUGCCCUUGGCUACGCUAUUCCACUGGAGAAUGGCUGGAGCAACUACGGCAGCGGAUAUGCCCCCGCGAAGUAUCGCGUGGUAAACGGCAUCUGCUUCCUUGAGGGCUUGAUCAACAAAGGUUCGGCGACGCACGCGGCGACGUUGCCCUCGGAUUGUCGCCCGAAGAAGACGCUGGUUUUCGACGCCAACAAGCAGGAUAAUAUUGACCGGGUGGACGUCGACGUGAACGGUGCGGUCAUGUUCUUUGAUCUGAACCCCGGUGGGUGGGCAAGCCUCUCCGGUGUGCUCUUCGAUGUCGAGUAA
Molecule: messenger RNA, 744 nt
Organism: Symbiodinium sp. CCMP2592
Lineage: Eukaryota; Dinophyceae; Suessiales; Symbiodiniaceae
Source: the annotation of a GenBank genome assembly